CUAGGCUCUCCCGGAAGCCUGACCAGGAUUUGUCAGCAACCCUCUGCAGGGUUGGGCUGAGGGAAACAGAAGGGCCAGGGGUCCGCGUCCUCUGUCAUUUCCAGAAUGGCACUUAGACCCUACCAGUGGGAGGUGAUCAUGCCUGCCCUAGAGGGCAAGAAUAUCAUCAUUUGGCUGCCCACAGGCACCGGGAAGACCCGAGCUGCUGCCUAUGUGACUAAGCGGCAUCUAGAGACUGUGGAUGGAGCCAAGGUAGUUGUACUGGUCAACAGGGUGCACCUGGUCACCCAACAUUAUGAGGAAUUCAACCGCAUGCUGGGUGGACGCUGGGCCAUUGCCACCCUGAGUGGAGACAUGGGGCCAAGAGCUGAGUUUGGACACCUGACACGCAAAAAUGACUUGCUCAUCUGCACUGCUGAGCUGCUGCAGACAGCCCUGAGCAGCCCCGAGGAGGGAGAGCACGUAGAGCUCAGUGCCUUCUCUCUUAUUGUGGUGGAUGAGUGUCAUCACACCCACAAAGACACUGUCUACAACAUCAUCCUGAACCGGUACCUAGAGCAGAAGCUCCAGAGGAAACAGCCGCUGCCUCAGGUGCUGGGCCUUACUGCCUCCCCAGGCACUGGCGGGGCCUCCAAGCUGGACAAGGCCAUUGAGCACAUCCUGCAGCUCUGUGCCAACCUAGAUACGUGGCGCAUCAUGUCACCCCAAAACAGCCGUCCCCAGCUGCUGGAGCACAGCCACCAACCCUGCAAACAGUACAGUCUCUGCCAAAGGCGCCGCCAGGACCCAUUUGGGGACAUGCUGAAGAACCUCAUGGACCAAAUCCACGACCACCUGGAGAAGCCUGAAAUGAACCGGGACUUCGGAACGCAGAUGUACGAGCAGCAGGUGGUGGAGCUGACUAGGGAAGCCGCCCAGGCCGGCCUUCAGCAGCUGCGGGUGUAUGCCUUGCACCUGCGGCGCUACAACGAUGCAUUGCUUGUCCACGACACUGUCCGUUCCCUGGAUGCGCUGGCCACCCUGCGGGAUUUCUAUGACCGCGAGCGUGUCACGAAGACCCAGGUCCUGCAUGCUGAGCGCUGGCUGCUGGAGCUCUUCGAUGAUCACAAGAACACGCUGAACCGCCUGGCCACUUGUGGUCCUGAGAACCCCAAACUGGUGACGCUGGAACAGAUACUGAAGGAACAGUUCGGGAGCCCUGGCAGCCACCGGGGCAUCAUCUUUACCCGCACCCGCCAAAGCGCUUUCUCCCUCCUGCUCUGGCUUCAGCAGCAGCCAGGCUUGCAGACAAUGCACAUACAGGCACAGAUGCUGAUCGGGGCUGGGAGCAGCAGCCUGAACACCCAUAUGACCCAGAAGGGGCAGCAUGAAGUGAUCCAGAAAUUCCGGGAUGGCACCUUGAACCUCUUGGUGGCCACCAGUGUGGCAGAAGAGGGGCUGGACAUCCCUCAGUGCAAUGUGGUGGUGUGCUAUGGGCUACUGACCAAUGAGAUCUCCAUGGUCCAGAUGCGGGGCCGGGCCCGGGCUGCCCAGAGCCUGUACUCCUUUGUGGCAAAUGAGGGAAGCCGGGAGCUGCAACGUGAGCAUACCAGCGAGGCACGGGAGAUGCUGAUGGAACGUGCAGUGGCUGCCAUACAGAAGAUGGACCCGGCAGAGUACCAGGCCAAGAUCCGGGAUCUGCAGCAGGCAACGCUGCUGAAACGGGCGGCCCAGGCAGCCCAGCGUGAGCACCAGUGCCAGCAGUUCCAGCCAGAGCAGGUGCAGCUCCUCUGUAUCAACUGCACCAUUGCUGUGGGCCACGGGAGUGACCUGAGGAAGGUGGAGGGCACCCAUCAUGUCAACGUGAACCCCAACUUCUCGAUUUACUACAACAUCUCCCAGCAGCCAGUGACCAUCCACAGAGACUUCAAGGACUGGAAACCUGGGGGUGUCAUUAGCUGUAGGAAUUGUGGGGAGCUCUGGGGUCUGCAGAUGAUCUACAAGUCGGUGAAGCUGCCAAUACUCAAGAUCCGGAGCCUGCUGCUGGAGACACCACGAGGCCGGCUCCAAGUCAAGAAGUGGUCCCGUGUGCCCUUCCUUGUGCCUGACUUUAAUUACCUGCAGCACUGUGCCCAGAACCUGCCCGACUACUCCUGGGACUGACCACUUGACCCCUGCACUACCUGGCUCAGGCUGCAGGGGGCAGGAGACUCCACAGGAGCCUCCAUCUUCUGGCAAAGCUUGCAUCCAGCUGCUGCUCCUUCCCUUGCCCCACUUCCUCUCCCCCCCACCACACCCCUCUGCCCCCCUCAUCCCUCCAAUCUACCUCCCCAGUCACUAGAUCCUUCAGAGGGCAGGCCAGCUGCAAGGGUGAGGGGACUGCCAGGUGGGAAAAAAAACUGUGCUGUACUUAUACUGCACUAUACUGGGAAUCCCCACUAGUUUCCUUGGCCCUUGACAUAUCUUUCUUCACGAAGUCAUUUCUUUUUUUUAAGGCCCCAUAUAAAUUACAAACAAAAAAUGUAAAACUGG
Messenger RNA from Erinaceus europaeus (western European hedgehog), 2511 nucleotides. RefSeq names its product DExH-box helicase 58 (gene DHX58). NCBI's taxonomy places the organism in Eukaryota, Metazoa, Chordata, Mammalia, Eulipotyphla, Erinaceidae. Gene Ontology annotation, cellular component: cytoplasm. Bases 106 to 2142 code for a protein of 678 amino acids. The record is from RefSeq and is a predicted model, not a curated record. The transcript is spliced from 12 exons. Gene Ontology annotation, biological process: positive regulation of interferon-beta production; response to virus; innate immune response. Gene Ontology annotation, molecular function: DNA binding; zinc ion binding; ATP binding.